AUGCUCUCUAGGGCUCAGCAACUGGAGAGAAACAUUGGCUAAGGAUGGUCAAAGCUGGGAAGGAAAAUAGCAAGGAGGGAAAGGGGUGAAGUGAAAGGAGCUAGGAGCCACACUGGAGAGCAUAGACAGCCCGGUGACCUCUGGUGCACGAGGGAUGAAGGAAACAGACUGUGAUUGACUAUGUGGACCAUCUGGGUGAUCAUCUUCUGGAUUUCAGCUGUCCUGAUCAGAGCUGUCCCACCUGUCUGUGACCUCCUGAGAGUCCUGAAAAAGGAGGAAGAAAACUGUGCUGAGACUCUCUCCCUGGAGGCAAAGAACAGAACGACCAAAAACGAUCUGCUCCCGAGCUCAGGCAGAUGUGCUGGAAUGUGGGAUAACAUGAGCUGCUGGCCUUCAUCUGCUGUGGGACAGACUGUCAACGCUCACUGCCCUGAAUUCUUCCAGAUGCUGACUGGGAAAAAAGGUUUUGUCUACCGAAACUGUACAAGCGAGGGCUGGUCAGACCCAUAUCCGAGACCUGAUAUCGCUUGUGGCUACAAUGUCAAUGACACGACAAACGAGGCGAGACGUUCCUAUUUCAUGACUCUGAAGACCAUGUACACCAUUGGAUACUGUACCUCCCUUGUGACGCUGACGAUAGCCUUAGUGGUCCUGGUCUCUUUUAGAAGACUUCGCUGUACGAGAAACUACAUCCACAUGCAUCUCUUCACAUCUUUCAUUUUGCGAGCCUCAUCCAACUUCAUCAAGGAUGCCGUUUUGUUUUCCUCUGAAGACACGAAUUACUGCGGGGCAUACACGGCUGGGUGUAAGCUCACCAUGGUCUUCUUUCAGUAUUGCAUCAUGUCUAACUACAGCUGGCUCCUCGUGGAGGGACUGUACCUCCACACUCUCCUGGUUAUUUCUUUCUUCUCGGAAAGGAAGUUCCUCUGGCAGUUCAUCACCCUCGGAUGGGGUGCCCCAACUGUGUUUGUGGCUGCAUGGGCGACUGCUAGGCAACUCCAUGAAAAUAUUGGGUGUUGGGACAUUAACACUAAUGCCAAUACCUGGUGGAUCAUUAGAGGCCCUGUAGUUUUGUCUAUUUUUAUUAAUUUCAUUCUUUUUGUCAACAUUUUAAGAAUCUUGAUGAGGAAGCUCAGCUCGCCUGAAGGAAGGAGCAGUGAUUUCAACCAAUACAAGAGACUUGCAAAGUCAACGCUCCUCCUCAUCCCUCUCUUUGGGGUGCACUACAUCAUCUUUGCUUUUUUCCCUGAAGAUGCAAGCAGCGGCACAAUGGAAAUUCAGCUGUUUUUCGAACUGGCUCUUGGAUCAUUCCAGGGCUUUGUCGUGGCUGUACUUUAUUGUUUUCUUAAUGGUGAGGUUCAGCUAGAAGUUCAGAGAAAAUGGAGGCAGUGGCAUUUAAGCAAACACUUGCGUCAGCAUCUCAGCACCUCAGCGAGUAAUGGAGGAAGUGGCUUAACUCAAGAGAUGCAGAUGGUGAGGUUGAGCCCACCAGAGCACAGGAGAGCAACCCUCCAAAGAUCAAGCGUGCUUUAA
Messenger RNA from Gymnogyps californianus (California condor), 1533 nucleotides. RefSeq names its product secretin receptor (gene SCTR). Lineage: Eukaryota; Metazoa; Chordata; Aves; Accipitriformes; Cathartidae. Gene Ontology annotation, cellular component: plasma membrane. Gene Ontology annotation, molecular function: peptide hormone binding; G protein-coupled peptide receptor activity; secretin receptor activity. The record is from RefSeq and is a predicted model, not a curated record. Gene Ontology annotation, biological process: brain development; cell surface receptor signaling pathway; adenylate cyclase-modulating G protein-coupled receptor signaling pathway.